ACAGAGAGAGAGAGACACACACAGACAGUCAAAGACACGGAGACAGAGAGACGCGGGGAGACAGAGAGAGACACGCGGAGACAGAGACACGGAGACAGAGAGAGAGAGACACGGAGAUGAGACACGGAGGGUCCGCGGAGCGACACGGAGACGCAGGGACACAGAGAGACGCAGGGAGACAGACGCUGGGCCCAGCAGAGCCCACAGCCUCACUCGGGGCUGGCUCGCCUUGGGGUGACUCACCCUGGGCUGACUCACCCUGGGCUGACUCACUAUGGGCUGACUCACCCGGGGGUGACGGCGGUGGUGGUGCAGCAGCCGCCCGCGACCAGCAGGGAGGGAGCCUGUGGUGAAUCCGUAACCCGCCGAGACUUCUGCCCGAGAGAGUUCGUGCGGCCCGAGAUGGCCUACAGGCCCCGGGCCACCUACCAUCCUCCUGCAGGGCCCUUCCAGGGCAUCACGCUGUAUCGUGACGACUUCCGCGGCUGGCCGCUGGCCGAGCACACCCAGGGCUCGUGGGCCGCGGGGUCCACGUGGAGGCCGCCGGGCCGGCGGGCCUGGUCGGCACCGGAGGAGGGCUCUAGGGACGCGUGGAGGGCGGGACCCCACGGACAUGUCGGGUCCCAGUGGCGGGAGCCGGCGGGGUUGUCAACUGUGCAGCUGCGAGGUGCGGAGGUGGAGAGGGGGCGUGAGCGGGCGCGGAGACACAGAGACCAGGCCAACGCCUACAUCAGGGAUCACCACCGGGGACCCCCGCCCGCUCCGCUCCACCAACACCACCACCACCAGCAGCAGCAGCAGCACGGCCGCUCCUCCUCCUCCUCCUUCGCGGUGGCCCCCCGCGCCUCCUCCUACGAGACGAGCUACAGCGCCAUGACCUCCCCGGGCUCGUGCCCCCCACUCCGAGGCCUCCCCAGCCCCGACGCAGCGGGGGGGGGCCCACGGUGGACGCCCCCCCGCGGAACCCAGCCCGCUCGGGCGGCCCCCCAGGAACAACACUUUGGAUAUCGCAAGCAGGACAUCCAGGCCGCGGAGGGCAAGCAGCUACCCAUCAGCCCCACGGGCAGGAAGUUGCGGCAGGAAACGGCGAGCCACCACCAACAGCACCAACAACAGCAGCAAACGCCGCAACAAAAGAAACGGCCGCCCGCCAAACCGGCCGCCACCCGCCCCCUGACGAUUGGCGCGGCCAGCACCGGGCCCCCGUUACCGCGGACCCCCACCGAGGGCCGAUGGCGGACGCCGGCGGCCACCGCCGGAGCGGGAGGCAGCCCCGGCCCGGUCGGGCGGGGAGGCCGGAGGGGCGGCCGGGAAGGGGCGGCGGCGACGCGUGGCAGCCAGGAGACUCCCCCGGGCGAUGCGGCGGUGGAAGGGCAGCGGCAGCAGGGGAGGGCGAGGGGUCAGGCCAGGGGUCGCAGGGGCACGCUGGGGGGCGCCGCCAAGGAGACGAGGUGGGGCGGUAGCCACGAGGUCAAGGGCGGCGGGGCGAAGGAACCCAGAGGGGGCGGAGCCGCGGAGGUCAAAGGCGGCGGCGCGAAGGAACCCAGAGGGGGCGGAGCCACGGAGGUCAAAGGCGGCAGGGCGAAGGAACCCAGAGGGGGCGGAGCCGCGGAGGUCAAAGGCGGCGGCGCGAAGGAACCCAGAGGGGGCGGAGCCGCGGAGGUCAAAGGCGGCGGCGCGAAGGAACCCAGAGGGGGCGGAGCCGCGGAGGUCAGAGGCGGCGGAGCGAAGGAACCCAGAGGGGGCGGAGCCGCGGAGGUCAAAGGCGGCGGGGCGACGGAACCCAGAGGGGUCGGCGGUCGGGACGCAGGGAGGGUCAGGGGUAAGGGCGUCGCUGCGCCGGGAUCGGGCGGGGAAGCGGGCGACGGGGCAAGGGUGGCGAAGGGGGGCGUAGAGAGCGACGGGGCGAGGGACAGCGGCGCCCAGGCCGUCGCGGCGAAGCAGCGGCGGGAGGGGGACGCGGCCCCGCGGGUCGGCAAGGGGGCCGCCGAGACGAAUAAUAAACUGGCGGAGGCCAAGGAGUGAGAGCGGGCGUCGCUGGUUCUGGGUGGGGGGUGGGGAGGAGGCAGCUAGGCCAGUGUGAGUCUUGCGGUGAUGGUGCCGGUGGCGGUGGUGGUGGUGGGGAGCGGUGGCGCAGCGGUCAGCGACCCUAUGAAAACCCGGCGGCCCGAGAGUUCGAUUCCCGCUCACGGUGACGAUUGUCUGAACCGGUUCUGGGC
Petromyzon marinus (sea lamprey) is the source of this 2219-nucleotide messenger RNA. NCBI's taxonomy places the organism in Eukaryota, Metazoa, Chordata, Hyperoartia, Petromyzontiformes, Petromyzontidae. The record is from RefSeq and is a predicted model, not a curated record.